GUCCACGCACUCCAUCAGAAACCCUUUUGGCCGACGACAGAAAAGUACCGGUCGGUUGUGACUUAUUAAUCGAGUCAAGAUCAUGCUUGACUCCAAAGUCGAAGAUCUGGAAGCUCUGGCCGAGACGUGCCUCGAGACUGCCAAACAGAUCAAGGGUUACCUCGCGUCCAAGAAACUCCCCCAGCCGACGUUCGACCAGAAUGGACCAGAGUUCUUCCCACCCGUCACUCCAGAGGUCGACGCCGCCAGACUCGACCUUCGCGCUGCUGCAAAGAGACUGUACGAUCUGGCCGCUGGCCCGGAUGAUGUUCUGACCUGGCAUUCAUAUCACUGCGCUCACGAUCUCAAUGCGUUCCGCUACGUCCAUAGAUACAACAUCCCAGCGAACGUCCCACUCAAGUCGACAAUAACAUACCCCGACCUUGCUUCCAAACUGUCUCUGGACCCGUCCCAGCUCAAACAAAUGCUCCGCCAACUCAUGGCGAUCCACGUCUUUCACGAACCCUCGCCGGGCCUGAUCGCACACACGGCAUCGUCUCGACUUCUGACGCACUGGGGCGUCGGCUCCUUCAACCACUUCAUCGCCGAGGACUCGUUCCCCGUGGCCGCGCGUGUGGUCGACGCCCUCGACCACUUCGGACACGGACGACAGGAACCCAACAAGGCGGCACUCAACUACACCUUCAACACGGACAAGGUGCAGUACGAGUGGUACGAGUCCAACCCGGCGGUGCGCGAGCGCUUCAGCAAGAUCAUGACCUUCAUGUCCAAGGCCCCCGUCAUGGCCAACGAGCACGUCGCGAAGGGGUUCGACUGGGCCGGCCUCCCUGAGGGUUCCGUCGUCGUCGACGUCGCGGGCAACAUGGGCCACUGCUCCAUCCCCAUCGCCGAGACCAACCCGGGCAUCCGCAUCGUCGUGCAGGACCUCCCCAAGAUCAUCAACAACGCGAAAGACCCGGCGACCAGCGUGGUGCCGGAACACCUCCGACCGCGCUUCGAGUUUGUCGAGCACAGCUUCUUCGAACCCCAACCCGUCAAGGGCGCCGCCGUCUACUUUUUGCGCAUGAUCAUGCACGAUUAUAGUGAUGAAUAUGCCAUCAAGAUCCUCCGCCCGCUCGUCCAAGCCAUGUCCCCCGACUCGAGGAUCGUUCUCAUGGACCAACUCAUGCCGUCGACCGUCGGCCUGUUGCCCUACGACGUCGAGCGCAUGAUGCGCACGACGGACCUACAGAUGAUGGCCCUGACCAACGCCAAGGAACGCGACGAGGACGAGUGGAAGGAUCUCGUGUCCAGGGCCGGUGAAGGGCUUGUCGAGCAACUCUUUGCUCGAACCGAGGACAAGGGUCGAGGCAAGAUUCUGGGCAUCAAGAACAUCCAGACCCCUCCAGGUAGUACGUUGAGUGUGAUUGAGGUUGGCUUUGUCGAUCAGACGAAAGCUUGAAACCAGGAGCUCAGUCAACCAAUGGGUCUACCUAGUACCUAGGGAGAAACCGAAUAAACCGACCCAGGGGUUCCAGGUUCCGUAAGUACCUGCCUUAUACAUGCGAAACAUAAAACCAAAACCCACAGAGAGGUACAGAGACAAUGUAUAGGACCCAGACACCUCUCAACGCACCUUGGUGCAAGUCUUUUGUUUGUAAAUGGUCAAC
Molecule: messenger RNA, 1649 nt
Organism: Exophiala oligosperma
Lineage: Eukaryota; Fungi; Ascomycota; Eurotiomycetes; Chaetothyriales; Herpotrichiellaceae
Exons: 2
Coding region: 83-1441 (452 amino acids)
Molecular function (GO): O-methyltransferase activity
Source: RefSeq, a predicted model, not a curated record